AUGCAGCGGUGGAAAGAUGGGUGUCCUGUAGAUGAAAUUAGCACUAUGGUUCUUCUAUUUCCACAUGAGGAGCCAGAUGCCGUAGCAAAAGGCUCUUCCCUCCAUCGUGUCGCCAAGCAAGUCUCGCCAAGCUUCUCCUACGCUGAUAAGCUUACGGCUGAAAUCGUGAAUCUUUCUAACAGAAAUGUUCCCUACGGCCACGCCAUUAACGGAUUUCUUUACGUUCCAGACCUAUCUAAUGAAAAUAAUUGUACCGAUAUUGCGGAGCCGCAUAUUCCAGCCAAUGCAACUCGACGAGCAAGCCUGCCGCCCAGCGAUUACACUCUCAUAGCAGUAGCACCAUGGCUUUCUGCCAAGUGUACCUUAUCGCUAAUGAAAGCUGCAAGUAUGAGCCCCACAAGAGGCUUCAUAUUCUAUCUUCCCAACGGUGGGCUGGAAAAGUCACCAUCUAGUAGUUCAAUUGUAUGGGACCUUGGAGAUAAUGAAGCUUGGAAAGACACAUUUCAAUUUCCGGUUUACGCUAUUCCAACUAUCAUUGGCGCACAGCUGAUGACACAACUGGGACUUUAUUCUGGUAAUGUGACGGAAGUACCUCAUGGCUAUGAGAUAGCAGGCACAACCGGUACCGAUCCAAGAGAUUACGUACGGCUCUAUACGGAAAUUAAAAUUGCAAACGACAAUCGACUCCCACGAUUUUGGGCACUUCAAAUCUUCACAAUGUUAGUCGUGGUUUCUGGAGGAGUAACGCUUUUGAUAUAUUUGAUGCAAAAUAGUCAUCAGAAGUCUUUGCGUCGGAAAAUCAAAAGUGGUAAAGUCAAUCUCGGAGCUAGUAGAUUCAAGUGCUUGCGUGUACCAGCUUCAGACAUCGAAAAACUUCCACUCUUCACUUAUUAUCUUGACAAAAAAGAAGCGCAGUUAUCAACAAAUUCAAUACCAACAAGCAUAUCCUCACCUAUAGACAAGGAAUCAUUAGCCUAUCCACUUCAGCCCUUGGUAUAUGUAAUCACAACAAUGACCCAUCGGUCAGAAUCAUUUCCUUACAAGAGAUUUCUACCGCACCAUCAGCCAAUUUGUGCUUUCUGUUUCGGCGCAUUUCGCUCGGGUAUUUCUCAAGUUCGUGAACUCCCGUGUCAUCACAUUUUUCAUCCUACAUGCAUUGAUUCCUAUCUAAAUUCCUGUUCCUCUCUCUGUCCAAUAUGCAAGCAAAGUGCACUUUCGCUUGCAUCUUAUCAAGUAGAGGCAGCAAACGUCAAUGUAUAUCCUGAGAGAGUAUCAAUAAGUAGAUAG
This is a messenger RNA of Blumeria graminis f. sp. triticale, 1287 nucleotides long. NCBI's taxonomy places the organism in Eukaryota, Fungi, Ascomycota, Leotiomycetes, Helotiales, Erysiphaceae. The record is from the annotation of a GenBank genome assembly.